Molecule: messenger RNA, 1458 nt
Organism: Phycomyces blakesleeanus NRRL 1555(-)
Lineage: Eukaryota; Fungi; Mucoromycota; Mucoromycetes; Mucorales; Phycomycetaceae
Exons: 3
Coding region: 1-1458 (485 amino acids)
Biological process (GO): transmembrane transport; carbohydrate transport
Cellular component (GO): membrane
Molecular function (GO): carbohydrate:proton symporter activity
Source: RefSeq, a predicted model, not a curated record
AUGUUCAAUUUAAAAGGAAAAGCACUAUUCAAUGCCUCAACCAUAUUGGCUGCCAUUGGGUUUCUACUCUUUGGCUAUGAUCAAGGUGUAAUGUCUGGUAUCGUAACCAAUGAAGGAUUUCUGGAUCUAAUGGGAAGACCUGACUCUGCCACUCUGGGUGCAAUCGUCGCAUUGUACGAAAUCGGAUGUAUGUUUGGUGCCCUGGCAACUGGCAGACUGAGCGACAUCUUGGGCCGCCGUAAUACGAUCCGUCUUGGAUGUGUUAUUCUGGUGGUUGGCGCUGUUAUCCAGACCGCUACUACUCAUGUUGGCAUGACAAUUGUCUCGCGUAUCCUCACUGGUUUUGGAAACGGUAUGAACACUGCCACUGUUCCGGUCUACCAGUCAGAGAUGUCGCCUCCAAAGUCUCGCGGUGCACACAUUUGCUUUGAGUGCACACUUUUGGUGAUUGGUAUCGGAAUCGCAUAUUGGCUCGAGUAUGGUCUGUUCUUUGUCUCUGGAGAAGUUGCCUGGCGAUUUCCUUUGGCCUUCCAGAACGUGUUUGCCCUGUUGUUGAUUGCUGGCACCUUUGUUCUGCCAGAGACCCCACGCUGGCUGGUGUCCCAUGACCGAGAUGACGAAGCAAAGGAGGUCCUGGCUUGUUUAUGGUCAGACGGCGAUGUUAACCAUCCACGUUGCUUGGGCGAGUAUCAGGAAAUCAAGGAAGGAAUCGAACUUGAGCGUCGUGAGGGUAUUUCGUCUUACAAGGAGCUAUUCACCAAAGGAAAGUUCAAUAAUCGCUACAGAGUGUGCAUCGGGAUGCUCAGUCAGAUCAUCCAGCAGCUAUGUGGAAUCAAUGUGACAACAUAUUAUCUUGUCAGUGUGUUCAAGCAAGCCAACAUGUCAGACAGUAUGGCUAUGUUGAUGGCUGGUGUCGAUUCAAUCGUCUAUAUCCUUGGAUCUCUGGUUCCGAUAUUUCUGGUAGAAAGAGUUGGCCGACGCAAGAUCAUGCUCUGGGGACUGGUCACCCAGACGAUUACAUUGGUUUGCAUUGGAGGGUGUCAGAAGGCCGGCUUUGAUGGUUACAGCGCGGGUGGAAAUGCAGCAGCAGCCUUUACGAUGCUCUACAACUUUGUAUUCGGGGCUAGUUGGUUGAGUAUGGCAUGGCUCUAUCCGGCCGAGAUCUUCUCUACUGGCUUACGGGCAAAAGGAAACUCUCUUUCGACGGCUGCCAACUGGCUUGGCAACUUUGUAGUCGCUAUGAUUGCGCCUAUCCUGUUUGAACAUCUCAGUUACUGGACAUACAUUCUAUUUGCUGCCUUUAACAUCGUUUUCAUCCCUAUGGUCUAUUUCUGGUUUCCUGAAACAAAGGGUCUAUCCCUGGAGCAAAUCGAGAUCUUGUUUGCUACAGAUGAGUUCAAGGAAGAUGCAAAUGUGCGUGUAAUUCUUACUUUCUUUUUCAAUAUUUUCUCAUGGUGA